This is a messenger RNA of Mustela erminea (ermine), 5338 nucleotides long. RefSeq names its product ribosomal protein S6 kinase B1 (gene RPS6KB1). Lineage: Eukaryota; Metazoa; Chordata; Mammalia; Carnivora; Mustelidae. Gene Ontology annotation, biological process: protein phosphorylation; signal transduction; cellular response to insulin stimulus. Gene Ontology annotation, molecular function: ATP binding; protein serine/threonine kinase activity. The record is from RefSeq and is a predicted model, not a curated record. The coding region runs from base 93 to 1703 and encodes 536 amino acids. The transcript has 15 exons.
GGAGCCAGUCUAGGGCCUAGGCGCAGACGCACUGAGCCCAAGCAGCCGGUGAUGGCGGCAGCAGCGGCGGUGGCUGCGGCGGGUCCGGGCCCAUGAGGCGACGACGGAGGCGGGACGGCUUUUAUCCAGCGCCGGACUUCCGAGACAGGGAAGCUGAGGACAUGGCAGGAGUAUUUGACAUAGACCUGGACCAGCCAGAGGACGCGGGCUCUGAGGAUGAGCUGGAGGAGGGGGGUCAGUUAAAUGAAAGCAUGGACCAUGGGGGAGUUGGACCAUAUGAACUUGGCAUGGAACAUUGUGAGAAAUUUGAAAUUUCGGAAACUAGUGUGAACAGAGGGCCAGAAAAAAUCAGACCAGAAUGUUUUGAGCUACUUCGGGUACUUGGUAAAGGGGGCUAUGGAAAGGUUUUUCAAGUACGAAAAGUAACAGGAGCAAAUACUGGGAAGAUAUUUGCCAUGAAGGUGCUUAAAAAGGCAAUGAUAGUAAGAAAUGCUAAAGAUACAGCUCAUACAAAAGCAGAACGGAAUAUUCUGGAGGAAGUAAAGCAUCCCUUCAUUGUGGAUUUAAUUUAUGCCUUUCAGACCGGUGGAAAACUCUACCUCAUCCUUGAGUAUCUCAGCGGAGGAGAAUUAUUUAUGCAGUUAGAAAGAGAGGGAAUAUUUAUGGAAGACACAGCCUGCUUUUAUUUGGCAGAAAUCUCCAUGGCUUUGGGGCAUUUACAUCAAAAGGGGAUCAUCUACAGAGACCUGAAGCCGGAGAAUAUCAUGCUUAAUCACCAAGGUCAUGUGAAACUAACAGACUUUGGACUAUGCAAAGAAUCUAUUCACGAUGGAACAGUCACACACACAUUUUGUGGAACAAUAGAAUACAUGGCCCCUGAAAUCUUGAUGAGAAGUGGCCACAAUCGUGCUGUGGAUUGGUGGAGUUUGGGAGCAUUAAUGUAUGACAUGCUGACUGGAGCAGUAGGUGCACAGUUAAAAGCUGCAUGUAUUAUGCCCCCAUUCACUGGGGAGAACAGAAAGAAAACAAUUGACAAGAUCCUCAAAUGUAAACUCAAUUUGCCUCCCUACCUCACACAAGAAGCCAGAGAUCUGCUUAAAAAGCUGCUGAAAAGAAAUGCUGCUUCUCGACUUGGAGCUGGUCCUGGGGAUGCUGGAGAAGUUCAAGCUCAUCCAUUCUUCAGGCAUAUUAACUGGGAAGAAUUGCUGGCUCGGAAGGUGGAGCCCCCCUUUAAACCUCUGUUGCAAUCCGAAGAGGAUGUGAGUCAGUUUGAUUCAAAGUUUACACGUCAGACACCUGUUGACAGCCCAGAUGACUCAACUCUCAGUGAAAGUGCCAAUCAGGUCUUUCUGGGUUUUACAUAUGUGGCUCCAUCUGUACUUGAAAGUGUGAAAGAAAAAUUUUCCUUUGAACCAAAAAUCCGAUCACCUCGAAGAUUUAUUGGCAGCCCACGAACACCUGUCAGCCCGGUCAAAUUUUCUCCUGGGGAUUUCUGGGGAAGAGGUGCUUCAGCCAGCACGGCAAAUCCUCAGACGCCUGUGGAAUAUCCAAUGGAAACAAGUGGAGUAGAGCAGAUGGAUGUGACGAUGAGUGGGGAAGCUUCAGCACCACUUCCAAUACGACAGCCGAACUCCGGGCCAUACAAAAAACAGGCUUUUCCCAUGAUCUCAAAACGACCAGAGCACCUACGUAUGAAUCUAUGACAGAGCAACGAUUUUAAUGAAUUUAAGGCAAAAAAGGUGGGGAAAGGAUGUGUGAGCAUCCUGUAAGUUGAAACAGGAAGACUCAAAAUGACAGUCUCGAAGAGUUAGUGUCAUUACAUUGAACACUUUGGACAGAGGAAGAAUAAACAUGGAUUUUAAAAAAUCAAUCAAUGGUGCAAAAAAAAAAAAAAACUUAAGCAAAAUAGUAUUGUGGAACUCUUAGGCACAUCAAUUAAUUGAUUCCUAGCGACAUCUUCUCAACCUUAUCAAGGAUUUUGAUAUUGAUGGCUCGAACUGACAGUAUUAAGGGUAGGAUGUUGCUUCUGAAUCACUGUUGAGUUCUGAUUGUGUCGAAGAAGGGUUAUCCUUUCAUUAGGCAAAGUAUGAAAUUGCCUGUAAUACUUGCAACUAAGGACAAAUUAGCAUGCAAGCUUGUUCAAACUUUUUCCAGCAACAUGGAAUCAAAGACAAAAGAAACUUAACAAUUGAUGUUUUACGUGCAAACAACCUGAAUCUUUUUUUUAUAUAAAUAUAUAUUUUUCAAAUAGAUUUUUGAUUCAGCUCAUUAUGGAAAACAUCCCAACUUUAAAAUGCAAAAUUAUUGGUUGGUGUGAAGAAAGCCAGACAACUUCUGUUUCUUCUCUUGGUGAAAUAAUAAAAAUGCAAAUGAAUCAUUGUUAACCACAGCUGUGGCUCGUUUGAGGGAUUGGGGUGGACUUGGGGUUUAUUUUCAGUAACCCAGCUGCAAUACCUGUCUGUAAUACUAGAAAAAAAUUAUUUAAUCAUUUCUACUUGCAGUACUGCUAUGUGCUAAGCUUAACUGGAAGCUUUGGAAUGGGCAUAAAUUGUAUGUCCUACAUUUCAUCCUUGUCCUGGGCCUGCAUUGCACUGGAAAAAUGUCACCACCUGUUCUUAUACCAGUAUUUGGUUCAAGACGCCAAAUGUUUUCAGCCCAUGGCUGAAGAAGGAUGGAAAAGAGUCAGGAUAAAAUGCAUACUGAGGGCAGUAAAGUGAGGGAGAGAGGGAGAUCCAGGGAAAGAGGGUGUUGUCAUGUUCCACUCUCUGUGUCUAAUCUCUUUACAGCAAAUUGGUAAGAUUUUAAGUUUUACUUUUAACUGUUUUUGCUGUCUACCUUCCUUAGGUUUUUUUUCCUCAACAGUUUUAAAAGGAAAAAAGUAUUUUUCUUUCUCCUAUACUGGGGCUACAUAUUUUGAUUGUAAAAAUAUUUGAUGGCCUUUUGAUGAAUGUCUUCCACAGUGAAUAAGAAAACUUAGUGGCUUAAUUUAGGAAACAUGUUAACGAGACACUAUGUUUUUGAAAUUGUAACAAAAUCUACAUAAGUGAUAUACAGGUACAAAGAAUAAAAAUAAAGGUAGCUUUACCUUUCUUAAAUACUUCCUGCCUUAAAGAGAGCAUUUCCAUGACUUUAGCUGGUGAAAGGGUUUAAUAUCUGCAGAGCUUUAUAAAAAUAUAUUUCAGCGCAUACUGGUAUAAUAGAUGAUCAUGCAGUUGCAGUUGAGUCUUAACGUCUCUUUUUGUUUUUUAUAAUGUCUUCAGUCUGAGUGUGCAAAGUCAAUUUGUAAUAUUUUGCAACCCUACAGUUUUUUUAAAUAGAUGCUGCUUGCUAUGUUCUUCAAACCUUUUUGAGCCAUAGGAUCCAAGCCAUAAGAUUCUUUAUGCAUGUUGAAUUCAGUCAGAAAAGAGCAAAGCUUUGCUUAUUUAAAUGGCAAUUCAAGUGAGAUGAGAUGAAAUCCUAUGACACUAGGCAGAAUAGAACCAUGAAGGAGGAUUGGAAAUACACCUUUUCAAUUGUGGCAAUAAAUGAAAGAAUUGGUUACAGUUCAUCUUUGAACAGACAGCCUUUUUUUUUUUUUUUUUUUUAAAUCACUUCCUCUAGACCCCCUCCUCCCUUUAUGCAGCAGCCUACUGAUAACUUUAUAACUGUAGCUAGUAAAUUAGAAGCUACAGUAAUGAUAAGGGCAGAAAUUGCACUUCGAGUACAGAUCUUUGUUCUCUGACAGUUUAUACUGUCUGAAAAAACAGAACCCAAAAGCUCUGGUGAUAGGUGCAGGCUUUAUUUCAGACUGCAAAUGGCUUGUGCUACUCUGAUACUUGUUUUCAAAUGUGUUUACUAACUGUAGUGUUGACUGCCUAACCAAAUUCCAGAGAAGUUUUUACACCAAAAUAGUCCUCCUCGGCCCUAUUUGCUAGUAAGUAAUAUUUGCACUGUGAUUGGCUGGCUCUAACCACCCCAUAAACUGUUUUCAUAAUUAGUAUUGCCAGCAGUAGUGGCGCACACUGCAACUUUCCUGCAUAAAAAGCAUAAAUUGCAUACCUACCAUCCAUACAAAUAGUUUUUCUAACUUAUCAUUUAGUGAAAUUAAUUUCCUAUGCUGUGGCAAGUUUACAGAGAAAUUGUGUUUCAUAAAUGGAUAUCCCUACUAUGACUGUGAAAACAUGUCAAGUGCCACUUUAGUGUCACAGACAGAAAGCACACACCUAUGCAAUAUGGCUUACCCUAUAUUUAUUUGUAAAAAUCCAAGCAUAGUUUAAAAUAUAUGAUGUCAAUAUUACUAGUCUUAAAUUUCUAAGAGGGUUCUUUAUGAUUAUUCCAGGUAAGUGUAUAAAAGAGAUUAAGUGCUUUUCUUUCAUCACUUGAUUAUUUUCUUUAAAAUCAGCUAUUACAGGAUAUUUUUUUACUUUAUACAUGUUUUUUAAUUAAAAUAUAAUCACUGAGAACUGAAGUUUACUAAUUUUGAUUUUAUAAGGUUUGUAGCAUUACAGAAUAAACUGGGAUUUAUAAACCAGCUGUGAUUAACAAUGUAAAGAAUUACUGAACUUGAACCAGAUUUUUAGGAAAAUUGUUACUUCUUUUUCCCCUUUAUGGUCUCACCUAAUUUGAAUCCUUCGAGACGAAUUUUUCCGUACUAUUUUUUGAGAUAGAAGAUAAUUGGGGGGUGGGGGGUAAGAAUGCAUGUAUGAUACUCCAUAAAUUCAACAUUGUUUAACAAAUGGUUAUAAACAAGAUGCAUCUUCGAUAGUAAUAUAUACUGAGCCUUGGAUUGUGUGUUUAAUACAGGAUCUAACUAUUUUGGUUACUCAGUCAUAAUGGUUCCUAGCUUACAAGUGUUAGAUCUUAAAAUUAUUCCCAUGAGAAAUGUUGAAUUUAUGAAGAAUGGAUUUUUGAGGCUUUGAAAAUGGUUAUUUCUCAAAUAAAAAUAUCAGUGUCCAAACAUCUACCCUUUUUCAUAGGAGUAGACCCAGCAAGCUGGACAAAACAAUCAUAAAAGUAUAUGUUACACCAUGACCUGUGGUCUGUUGCUGAUCGAUAAAAAACUUUUCUUGUGUGAUUCUUAAUUUAUCACUACAGCACAAGUAUUAUCUCAGUGGAUUAUCCGAAGUAACAUCUGAACGAUGGGUUCAUCUGUGUUUGCUCUUUAAGCAAUUUUUUUUUCCUAUCCCAAGUUGGCUUUGCAUCUAUCAGAGUAAAUAACUUCUUCAGCUGCCUUAGUAGGAGUGCUAUGAGGGUAACACAUUUUUCUGCUUUUCAUCUUGUAUUUAGUUUCCUGUAUUAAGUAUUUUGAUUUCGGAUUGAAUGAAUGUAAAUAGAAAUUAAAUGCAAAUUUGAAUGAACA